AUGGUGGCGACGCUGAGCCACAACCCCGUUCCGCGGGUCACCAACUUCUACGAGAACAGCCUGAAGCAGCUCAGCGACAUCCAGCAGCGGCAGACCGGGCUUCUCAUCGGCGCCGUGGUUGCGGAUGCGGCGGCGCGUGGGCUGGACGGGUGCUCCGCCGAAGAGAUCGCCGAGUUCGAGAAAAGGCAGGCGACGUUGCACAGCGGCGGCGGCGCUGAGGAGGAGUCGCUUGCGUUUGCGCUGGCCGGCCCUCCGCACCCUUCUUCGUCUCCGCCGCCGACGGGCGCGCUGCGGCACCACUCCUACACCUGCCUGCUCCUGCAGCGGCUUCUCCGCGUCAUGGCCGCCGCGCGAGGGGAUUUUCCCGUGAGUUACGUGAAGGACAGUUGGGUUUCCGUCGCCCGCGCGCACCCGCAGUGUUUCGCGGCUGAGCAUGCCUCGCUGCUGAACGUGUUGGGGGUUGUUUUGUCCCUGCCGGUGAUUUACCCCUGGACGGACGACGCGACGCUGCGUGCGUACGCGGCGCCGUUUAUCGACUUCCUCACGGAGCCCCCGGCCGCGGGUGCGGCGACGGCGGCGCGCGGCGCUGUGCGGGCGUACGCCUUCUCUGCGCUCGGCGUCGCGCUUCGCUGCCUGCAGAGCAACCCUGAUCCGCUCCGCAACGCCGCCAUCGUAGCGCCGCCGGGGACGGCGGACUUGUUUCCCGACGAUCUCGCCUCCUUUGCGCCUGCCUGGCCGCAGGACGCGCUGCUGUCGCAGGUGCCCGACGCCGGCGCCGCGGGCCCCGCGGCCGCGCCCUUUCCAGCCCGUCCUCUCGCGCGCGACGUCUGUGUGGCGCGCGAGGCCCUCGUCGUGGCGAGGCGCGCCCGCUCCUUCGCAGACGGCGUGCGGAUGGCAAUUCGGCUGGGCGGGCCCGUCUCUCAGCGGAGCCUCCUCGUUGGCGGGCUGCUCGGCGCCCGGCUGGGGGUGCGCCGGGUCCCGCCGGAGUGGCUCAGCGCGACGCACGACCACGGCGCGCUGGCCACCAUGGCGAUUGAGGUGGCGCAGUGGAGUUGGAACCCCCCGCACCGCUAA
Messenger RNA from Trypanosoma conorhini, 1074 nucleotides. RefSeq lists its product as uncharacterized. The transcript has a single exon. The record is from RefSeq and is a predicted model, not a curated record. The coding region runs from base 1 to 1074 and encodes 357 amino acids. NCBI's taxonomy places the organism in Eukaryota, Euglenozoa, Kinetoplastea, Trypanosomatida, Trypanosomatidae.